This is a messenger RNA of Pocillopora meandrina, 8161 nucleotides long. NCBI's taxonomy places the organism in Eukaryota, Metazoa, Cnidaria, Anthozoa, Scleractinia, Pocilloporidae. The record is from the annotation of a GenBank genome assembly.
AUGGUUCAGGCUCAAGACUCCAUCCAUUGUAUUAUUAAUGUUGUCUUUAACUCGUUCUCUUCUUACACAUCCAUAAUGUUAAACGUUUUGGCAAUUAUUGGCAUGGGGAAGUCGUCGGCAUCGCCAAAGAUUUUAAAAACGUUGCUGAUAAGUCUUGCUGUUUCUGAUCUCUGCGUUGGUUUAUGUGCACAACCUAUUUAUGUCGCACGACUGGUUAUUUGCCACUAUGAAGGACGUGCCUUGGAAAAAGUGAAUGUUCUUGAGAUUGUCGAUCUCUUCUUGCCUCGUGCCUUUUGGUUUGCAUCGUUUCUGAGUGUUACAGCUCUGGGUGCCGAAAGAUUUCUGGCCAUUCACCUUCAUCUUAGAUAUCAGGAACUUGUGACACACAAACGUGUUGUUGCUUUGGCUGUUGUAGUAUGGGUGGUUAGUGCAUCGCUUUCAUUAAUCAUGUCUCUCUCGUCGCAAAUUGGUGAUCCAAUCUUGGUCGUAAUUUUUGGUUUUUGUUUUAUUUGUACUUCCAUUUUUUAUUGUAAAAUUUAUUCCACUGCGCAGCGACACACAAACCGAAUUCAAGCCCUUCAUGUCCACAAUAGUGAAAUGGCAGUGUACAUUGCGAGGAUAAAGAAGUCGGGGUUGUGCACAUGCUAUGUGUAUGUCGUGUUUUUGUUGUGUUACUUGCCUCAUUACUGUACACGUGGUGUGGGUUUAGUUAUCCGUGAACUAAAUACCACGUAUUAUAAUUUUUUUCAUUAUACUCUCACCCUGGUAUAUGUUAAUUCAUCGUUAAACCCUGUUUUUUACUGCUUGUUGAUGAGAGAUAUUCGACAAUCUAUACUUUCCAUACUGCGAAAUAUGUAUGCUCGUCAAAACCGAACUGAUAGAGCUGUUACUGAGAUGACUGUAAACCAUGAAACGGCAUUCUGAAACAAUUAGAUUGGUCCAUUUUUUUAUUAGAAGCAAAAGUUAUACAACUGAGAAUUUGAAGAAACUUUGAACUUUUUUUCGUUUUCCAUGGUUUCUGUAUAAGUAUUACUGCAACACUAUAUCCUAAGAGACUCUUUAAGGGUCACGGAAUGGAAAGAUUAACGUUCUGCAAACGUUUUUCAAGGAAGAUGCUGACCCAGGGAUGGGAAGGGUAUUCUACCAAACUCAACUCUUCAAAGAAGAAUGAACUAUUACAUUGUUUGUUGUUGUCAUUGCAAUUAUACUGUUAUCUCUAAAAGCAUUAGAGGUCUUCGCGGGAUGUACAUUAUGUUUAAUACUCAGAAUAAUAAAUGCAUUCAUAAAGCUUGAAUCUAACUGUGUGAAAUGUUCAUGCAAAAAGUUGGGCGAUAGAGCAUUCCAUGUAUUUCUCUUUUGUCGUUAAUAGCGUUCGUCUCCGCAGAGGUGAGAUGUAGGAAGCCUUCAUCUUCGGAAAACGUAAACCAUAUUUGUGUCUAGUGCAAAUUAGUAAAUUACAUAAUUUCUGUUAUAAUUUCUGUGAAGUUUACCGUAGGUGACAGGCUACAUGAACUAAGCGAUCAUCGCGGAACACAAAUAUGACAUGCUUAACCGGUGACGUGGCGUAAAAACAUCGAUAUAUUGUUUUAAGAUCUGUCGUCAUCAGUCGGCAAUCCCUAUUUGAGCGAGACUUCCUGAGUAAACAGAGACUUGCCUGGGGGUUCGAUGUUGCGUUUUAUUGGUCGGCGGCAUAAUAGCAUUGAUAUGCAUGCUUAAUGAGUUGCGAAAACUGUGAAAUUCUCUGGAGGGCAAUAUCUCGAGGUUUGUUCUAACGGGAGUAACCUCUACUUAAACGGAAUACUCGGGUAUGAAGAUCUGUGGGAUUGUCAUAAAAAUUGGCCUGAAUGUUCUCCAGAUACGAACGCACAGAUGUGCGAGGCUUGAACCAAAUUCGAACUAUUUCUCUCGUGACGUUCCGGAGCGUGACAACAACCGAAAUAUUUUUCUAUGGUCCAACUUCAAAAUAUAUUUCUCAGGAACCAAUGAGAAUAUUGAAAAGCACUACAGACUUGUUAGCUUAUUAUGGUUUAUUAUCUGCAGAAUGAUACUGUCCAGUUUGUUGGGGGGGUCGACGGUAAAGCGGAGGCUGGUAAUUCAGUAAAGCAAACACCGUUAGUUUUGUGUUUAAAUGCUCGCGCGCGCCUUUAAAAAAUCUGUGGAAAAAGUUGUCAGAAUCUAUACUUUAUAGGAUUUACAGUGAUAUAAAGUUUUCCAUGGUUUCUUUUGAAAUUGCUCGCGUGGGACGAUUUUCCCGGAGGUUACCCUAUUUUGUUGACAGUCCUAGUUAUAAAAGUAAAGAUAGUAAUGCUAGUAAUACUUUAAGGGCUAACGCUCGAAACGUCAGCUUUAAAACUCUUUACGGUGGCCAAUUUACCAACUCAGUUGAUAAUACUAAAUUACCUUGUUAUUCUCUCCCACCGACGCAGCACCACAGUUUCUUUAGAAACCUACCCCCUUUAUACUUUACAUUGCUUAUUAUGAUAAAGAAACAUUUGCUCCGAAAGUGAGUUAAAGAAGAUUAUUAAUAUGCUAACUCUCUCGAUUAUCCUACGCAUUCUUAAUGUUCUGUUAACAGUUUAAAGCAAAGUCCUUGCAAUAAGGAAACUUCAUGCUAAGGCAGCGAAAACUCCAAAAACAUUGCCCCUGAGUUUUGGUGUAUCCCAUUCUUUAGACUGACAAAAGUGAAUUUCCUAUCCCUCUGCUGAGAAAUGCGAAUCAGAUGGCACAUUCGAAUCGCAAGUUUGUCAGCGACGAGGGAUUUUGUAAAACAUCUAAGGCCUUAGAGCUUAUACACCAUUCCAGCAAAACUUUCACUUAAUUAUUCCUAUAUUUUGUUCUCCACACUUCGAUGUUAUUUCUCACACCUUCGUUUUCUUUAUAUAUCAUCGGUAAUCUUUUCUUAUUUGCAUUUGAUAAUGGUGACAUGCUUUCGCCGAAACGUCAUGUUUUAACAGCGUUGCUUUUUAUCUUUCAAAGUUUGUUAUUCUUGCAAAAGAAACUCUUUACGGUGGCCAAUUACAUUGUCAACUAAGUUGAUAAGAAAAAAUUGUCAUGAAAUACCCCUAACCGACGCAGCACCACAGUUUCUUCAGAAUUUUACGCCUUUUAUUGAUUUUGGCAAAUUCAAUUUCCAGCGAUCAACUAGGUGGACAGCAAGAACUAAUUGUGUAUCUGAAUCGAUAAAAAAACAGCGCUGAACUUUAAAUUCAGGUCGGGGCUAGAGAGAGAAAGCAAAAUUUGUUCGAUUUACAAUUUACUAAGGUCGCCGUUUCUCUUCGAUUUUCACCAAGACUGACAGGUGGUUGAACUUUACAUAUAUUACUUCAUUAAGUCCUUUACAAGAACUUGAAUAAGCAUUGAAAUAGUCCGAGCUUAACAAAAAAUUUCCAUUUAUGUUAAACACCAUUAGCUGUCGUACAAGUUCACUUCAACGAGUUGAAAAAAAAAGAGUCGCAAUGUCAAAAUGGAAGAGGCUGAAAAUCUGUACUUUUCGUCGUGCAUCAUAAAUUCUGUAUUGAAUUCUGUCUCUUCAUUCACAGCUAUAUUGUUGAACGUUUUAACAAUCCAUGCGAUGAGAAAGACGACCGAGUUGCCAAAUACAUUGAAAACAUUGCUGUUGAGUCUGGCUGUUUCUGAUCUUUGUGUUGGUUUGCUGGUGCAGCCCUUGUUUGUCGUGGAGUUGGUCAACUGCAAUACUGAAGAAGACUUUCACAAGCCGAAUGCUCUUACUCUCAUCUUCUCGUCUUUGUGCAAUAUCUUUUCUUACGCGUCGUUUUUGGGUGUUACGGCUCUGAGUAUAGACAGAUACCUUGCCGUUCACCUUCAUCUCAGAUAUCAGGAACUUGUGACUCCCCAGCGGGUUUUUGCUGUGGUUAUAAUAGUAUGGAUUCUUAGUGCAUUGCUGUCAUUUGCGGAGUUUCUCCCUCUCCAAAUUGCCGAAACUAUUACAGUCGCUGUUGUUUUAGGUUGUUGUUUUAUUUGCACAACACUUGUGUAUUGUAAAAUUUAUGCUACCGUACGGCGCCACACGAACCAAAUUCUAGAUCUUCAACUGCGACAACUAGAACAAGGAGGUGAAAUGGCAGUAAACGCUGCAAAGCAGAGGAAGUCGGCGAUUAGUGCAUUUUAUGUAUACCUCGUGUUUUUGUUUUGUUAUUUGCCCUGUUAUUGUGUGUUCAUUGUCGGUUCAUUUAUCCCCGAACCCAAAAUUACGUUUGUGGAUUUUGAAUUGUAUGCUUCAACUCUGCUAUUUCUUAAUUCAUCGGUCAACCCAGUUAUUUAUUGCUGGAAAAUGAGACACAUUCGACGAUCUAUCAUUUGCAUACUACGAAAUAUCUUCUGUGUCACCACUGAGUAAAACAUCGGUUGAGGUUAAUUCGUUCUCUCUUUUGUUUUAGAAGAAGCUGUAAAAGGUAAAAAGUAAUUAUCGGCAGACUUUGUCUAGCCAGGCCCUUGUUUCUGCGUAAUUGAAAAGCGAUCUUUUCACUGAAUUUUUAUGAAAUUAAAUUGAUUUAAGGUAAAUCUAUUAGAACUUGGUUCUGAGUGAAUAUUAUGAAAAUUAAAUUAAUUGAAGUUAUAACAAUUGGAACUUUCCCUUUUUAUUGAGCAAAUUGACCAACAAUUAUACAUUCUGGGCGCAAACUUUUGUAUCCAUGGAAAACAGCGAUAAUGUUAGGUUUUCACAUUUUGUCGUCAGACAGGUCAGGCCAAGUGAGUCGGUCAGUCGAGUAAAACAAAUAAAAAACAGAAGAAUAAUAAUGAUCGACGGAGUGCGAGUUGAGAUAGAGCUUGGAUAUGUGCGUUUCUUUGUUAUCUGUUUACAGAAUGGAAAAUUUGGCAUGAACUCUUCCCAUUAAAAUCAUCUGCUUUUAAUUUUUUAGUUGUUAUGGAUACCUUACAGGGGAAUAGUGCUUUUCACGCGCGCCGAUUGGUUGGUUCAGAAGUGGUUACCAAGUGCUAUUCACCUCCAAGCAUACAUACAUCCAUACAUUCAUACAUACUCGAAUAUUAAAUAUCAAGUUACAAAGAAAAAAGAAAAAAUGUAGAUUAUAAAAACAGCUUACAUUUCGAUAAUAAAAUAGCAUCUUAUGAUCUAUGAAUUAACAUAUUUAUAAAAAUUUUCUUUCUAAAAAGGUUAAAGCUUUUUGUGGUUAUGAUCUACUUUGGUAAAGAGUUAAAUAUUUUCACCCCAAGGUAGGCAAAAGCCCUUUGGCCGGUCGAGAUCUUGCAUUACUUGACUGGUAAUUUUUGUUGUUAAUGUUACGCAACUGGAAUAGGAAUUUUACAUAUCCAGAUGUAACGAGUGUUUUGGAAAAACAAAAUUGCCUUCUAGUUUUUUCGAUUUUUUGUCGGGUAUAUGUGUACGUAUAUGAUGAUAGAAUGCCAUGAAUAAGUUCAAAUAACCUUUACGAAGUGGCAAGAUCAACUUUCCGUACGAUUUAAACCAGAAAGGGAAUCGGGUUCUUAGCUUGUGACUGAUAUCCACCAAAGUAGACCGUAAUCUUUACUUUAGAGAGCGAGUUAGCUGUGCUCCAGGAAGGCAGGUUAUACUUUAGAUUGCAAUCUCGCUUGCUUGAGAAUUUAUUUUGAAUUGAAUUUGAUCUGUUUACCACAGUAUGGUAGUCGAGGUAAAGAAAUUCUCAAAAUUCUCGUUGUUGACUUUAACUACGUGUGCUGGCGGUAUUCAAAAAGAAAACAGGAUAUUGAUCACGCUGAGAUGAAAUUGUACUCGUCGCCAAAGUUGCGGAAGGAACAUUUAGAGGCGUUAUGUCUUUAAAUUAAAUGGCGGGAACUAUAUGUGGCUUAGAGGGAAAAUUAUUACGAUUGGGAGAGGAAAUAUCACGGAGGUUUGUCGGCAUCAAUGCAAAUUCAGCUUUUUUUUUUUUUAAUUUUUUUCGAAGCCGAAGUCGAAAUAUUUCUUAAGUGCAACCUCUAUCUUACUGAUGAAAACAAAUAUUUAGCAGUGCUGAUGAUAAAAAAAUUUUACUCGGAUAUAAGCUCAAAUUCUCUGAUCACUUGAGUGAUAUGUUGAAUAUUGCGUUGGCAUUCAAGUUUCAUGUUCUAACAAACCGUUAACCACAAGACGCCAGCUAUUCCAUUGUUUUUCGCAGUUUGUUGCCUUCAUCAACAAUAAGCAUUCAAUAAUCGUGGGGUGUCAUUUGAGCCAAAGUUAAUUAUCUUUGCAUAAGUUCCAACUGACAUUUGAACGACACGGAGAUAUUGAAUAAUCAACGUAUGUUGGGUUUUUCCAUUUCCACUUAAAAACAAUUGAGUUUUGAGAAUUCACAAUGGAAUACAUUUAUUUGUAUUUUAUGAGAAAGGCUGCACUGGCCAAAAUUCUGAAUAUCUUUUUUUGGGAAUACCGUGUUUGUCUUUACAUUUUUAAAAAGCGUUUUUAUCAUGGAGAGUAUAAUCUAUGAUAAUGUCUUUUGUUCAUGUCAUAUUUCUACCUUGGAGUAGUCUUUGCAGGCAAUCGUCAGCGAGCCAGUACCUUUAUUUUCACAAAUAGCGAAGAAAUUCCAAAAUUUCUCAGAGAAAAGAUCUAAGUUUUGUGCCUUUCUGUUUUGUUUAGUGUUUUGAUAUCCAGUUUAUCCAAGCCAGGCCAGUUCUCUCUCCUUCGGCUUACGAGGAACCAACUGCUUACAGGGUCAACCGGAAUUGAAGCUUAAUUUUGACAUUCACAGUAUUUCCUUCCAGUUCCACCCCUUUAGUUACUUUCUCAAAGAAACUUCAUGUAUCAAUUUUACAUCUAAGUUUCUGGAACUCGGUUUGUGAGUUACUAUUUUGCUGGGCAGACUCAAUCUAGAAAAUAACAUAAACAGAUUUGGAGUUAGAUUUUCUCUUUAAAAAUGUGAAAAAUGAUAUUCGUUUCAUAAUUCUCUUUCUUCUUUUUUUGUUGAAAUUAUUUGCUAAAUUUAUUUUCCCCCAAAAGGCUUUAAUCUUAAAUUAUUCAAUAACAUUUGUCAUUGAUCAGGAGUGAUGCGUUUGCCAAACUCUUAGGUCAAGAUUAAUUAAGACUUGAUUUCCGGUGAGUUCCGGUGCGUAUUAUCGUAAAAAAUGAGCGUCUUUCUUGUCACUUUCGCCCAAUGACAAAAAUAUUAACGUCAGGAUCCCAUUUUUUUUGUAUGUGUUUGUGGGGAAACGUGGGGGCGGGAUUACACUUCACCAAAUGAAAUAUUUGCAAGGUGUGGAUGAUCUAUGCCUUUUGAUGACGUUUCAUUCUCAUUUUUUAUUGGAUCACUGACGUACUUUUCAAGGAGGACAGCACUUGUGAGUUACACUGGCGUCAUCAAAAGGAAAUGAAAAAGACCGUUAACCAACCAAAUAAUGACACGGAAUAAAAAACUAAAUCAGUUUUGUUCCGAAUUUGAGAGUGAAGGUUUUUUUUUUUUUAUUUUUAAUUUUUUUUAAUAGUUGCCGACCUGCAAAUCAAUGGUAACUGCAUCAAAAGCUAAUUUCGAUAAUAAGUAAAAGAAGAAAUUACGUUUUUUAGCUACUAUGUGUCAGGUGACAGUAUUUUACACACUACAUUCAUUAGCCCUUGACAGUUACCCGCACCUUGUUUACUUACGCUGAUAAAAUAGAAUUUAUAGAGGCUCAUGCAUUUCAAGAGUGAGAGUUUCCUCUCUGAUGAUCGGAGUCUGUAAAACGCACAAUUUCACUUCUUUUAGCGGGAGAACGCCCGACUGAAGCUUAAUUUUCAUGAAGUUCUACGAUGGCAGAUGCGAAAAACCAGUUUUAUUCGUCUCUCAUCGUUAACUCCGUGUUAAACGCCGUGUUUUCUUUAACAGCUGUAGCGUUGAACAGUUUAACAAUUUAUGUGUUGAGGAAAUCUUCGUCCUUACCACCGACUUUGAGAACAUUACUGUUGAGUCUUGCUGUUUCUGAUCUUAGUGUUGGUUUGCUGGCACAACCACUUUACGUUGAAAAGCUUGUUACGGCUUUGCUGCAGAACUCCUCAGACGAACCGGCGUCUAGCCUGCGCAAAUGUACAGAUUUUAUAAGAAGAGUGAUUCUGUAUGCUUCAUUCUUCAGUAUUAGUGCCGUGGGUGUAGACAGAUUCUUAGCCGUUCAUCUUCAUCUCAGAUAUCAGGAACUUGUGACUCACAGGCGUGUUGUUGCCGGUGUCGUGCUGAUAUGGGUGUUUAGUGCUUUGCUCUCA